Molecule: messenger RNA, 6423 nt
Organism: Megalobrama amblycephala (Wuchang bream)
Lineage: Eukaryota; Metazoa; Chordata; Actinopteri; Cypriniformes; Xenocyprididae
Gene: vdra
Product: vitamin D receptor a
Exons: 9
Coding region: 677-1969 (430 amino acids)
Biological process (GO): cell differentiation; negative regulation of transcription by RNA polymerase II; positive regulation of transcription by RNA polymerase II
Cellular component (GO): nucleus
Molecular function (GO): zinc ion binding; nuclear receptor activity; vitamin D response element binding
Source: RefSeq, a predicted model, not a curated record
CACACGCACACACGCACACGCACACACGCGCGUCUGCGGGGUUAAAUAAGGUCCUCUUGUGCUGCUUCAGAGCCGGAACACCGAGGGCCGAUCCGUGAGGAAUUCUGUCUGUCCUAUAAAUAUCUGAGUGUGUGUGUAGGGUGUGUCUCCGUCUGUCAGCCGGUCCAGCCGCGUGUUUCUGUGCCGAACGGCCGUGUUUUCCUGUUUCGAGCGGCGAAGGUGCCACCAGACCUCCGUCAUUCCAGCGCUGAAGUGUUGAUGUUGGCUGUCAGCGCGCGCUCCUGAUGGCUCUGAUUAAACGUGGGAGCUCUUAAAUUCCCGGCCGGAUCAUUUGUAUUCUGCGGUCGUGUGUGGAGUUAAAGAUUUUCUCUUUGAUAUGAAUAAGCUUCUGUUCCAGGCCGAGUAUCCGUGGCGGCUCCGGGAAGAUUAUUUACGAGCCGAGAGUUUUAACGAGACCCGUUUUCCAGCGCUGGAGUGGGCCGUUCGCUCGGACGCUUUUAGCACGGCCCAGUUUCUGUAAGCCGAUCCGCUGCACGAGGGUUUCUCUGCGCUCUCUAGAACAUUCCCGUGUCAUGUGGAGUUUUCCAGCCCGUGUAGAAGAGCGACGGCCGACACGCACGUGAUGCUGUGAGCUGCUGCACCAUAAUACACCUUCAUCAUCUUAAUCAUCAUCAUCAUGAAGUCUGGAGUGAAGCACUCAUUGAUGGAUCCCAUGGCCGUGAGCACGUCUGCGACCGGUCAGGAUGAGUUUGACCGCAACGCGCCGCGGAUCUGUGGAGUGUGUGGAGACAAGGCCACCGGAUUCCACUUCAACGCCAUGACCUGCGAGGGCUGCAAAGGCUUCUUCAGGCGCAGUAUGAAGCGCAAGGCGAGCUUUACCUGCCCGUUCAACGGAAACUGCACCAUCACCAAAGACAACCGGCGUCACUGCCAGGCCUGUCGCCUGAAGCGCUGCGUCGACAUCGGCAUGAUGAAGGAAUUCAUUCUGACGGAUGAGGAGGUGCAGAGGAAGAAGGAUCUGAUCCUGAAGAGGAAGGAGGAGGAGGCGGCGCGGGAGGCGCGGAAACCUCGUCUGAGUGACGAGCAGAUGCAGAUCAUCAACACACUGGUGGAGGCGCAUCACAAGACCUACGACGACUCCUACUCUGAUUUCGUCCGAUUCAGGCCUCCGGUCCGCGAGGGUCCCGUCACCCGCAGCGCCAGUCGAGCCGCGUCUCUUCACUCUCUGUCUGAUGCCUCAUCAGAUUCAUUCAACCAUUCACCAGAGUCUGUGGACACGAAGCUGAACUUCAGUAAUCUGCUGAUGAUGUAUCAGGACAGCAGCGGCAGUCCAGACUCCAGCGAGGAGGACAACUCGCGUCUGUCCAUGUUGCCGCACCUCGCCGAUCUCGUCAGCUACAGCAUCCAGAAAGUCAUCGGAUUCGCCAAAAUGAUCCCUGGAUUCAGGGACCUGACGGCAGAAGAUCAGAUCGCUCUGCUCAAGUCCAGCGCCAUUGAGAUCAUCAUGUUGAGGUCGAAUCAGUCGUUCAGUCUGGAGGACAUGAGCUGGAGCUGUGGAGGACCAGAUUUCAAAUACUGCGUCAAUGAUGUCACCAAGGCGGGUCACACUCUGGCGCUGCUGGAGCCGCUGGUCAAGUUUCAAGUGGGUCUGAAGAAACUGAACAUGCAUGAAGAGGAACAUGUGCUGCUGAUGGCCAUCUGCCUGCUGUCACCAGAUCGUCCAGGCGUUCAGGACCACGGGCGGAUCGAAGCCCUGCAGGACCGUCUGUGCGACGUCCUGCAGGCGUACAUCCGGAUCCAUCACCCCGGCGGGCGUCUCCUGUACGCCAAGAUGAUCCAGAAACUGGCCGACCUGCGCAGCCUGAACGAGGAGCACUCCAAGCAGUACCGCUCGCUGUCCUUCCAGCCCGAGCACAGCAUGCAGCUCACGCCGCUGGUGCUGGAGGUGUUCGGCAGCGAGGUGUCCUAGCAUCCGAGAGCCCCCCGGAACGCUCCGGAGCCCCGGAAACGUCCUGCUCCUCCUGAGACGGCCGCGAGCGGGAGCUCAUCGCUUCUACACUGAGAGCGUCACAGUUCACGAUACGGGGGGCUGUAGAGAGAGAUAUAUGUGUGUGUGUGUGUGUGUGUGAGUGUGAGGGUGGUGCACAGGUCUGGAUAAUGUUGCGGAAUUCCCGCUUUUAAGCUAGAGGUAAUUCCGAACGGAAUGUAUUAAUAAUGUAUGAAUAGAACGAUGCAUAUACACUAAUAUUUAUAUUUAAGAGAGAGAUGGAUUGUAUUAAAUGAAAACGUAUGGCCAGGUGAUCCUCUGUUGUAAUAGGAUUAGCAGGCUCUCCUAGUUCAUGUGCAUAGAUGAGUGUGUUUGUGUGUUUGUGUGACGUACACAAAAUUAGAUUCAAAUUCACAAUGGCUCUGUUCCAAAACCUAGUGAGCGCCCUACGUAGAUGGCAUUUCAAGACGUAGGUGCGGUCCCAAAUCUAAAGCGGCGUCACCAGUGUUGGGGGUAAUGCGUUACAAGUAACGUAAUCGGAUUACUUUUUUUCAAGUAACUAGUAAAGUAACACAUUACUUUUAUAAAUUUACUACAAAAUAUCUAAGUUACUUUUUCAAAUAAGUAGUGCAAGUUACUUUUUAUUGACUGACGGCUCUCCUGACUCCAUGUUGAGAGAAUCGUGAGUGCAGGAGUGUGUGAACAUGACGGUUAUUGUAGUUUUAGACCUAAUGUGAGCAUCUCACUUGCACAAAAACAGAUUCAGUAUUCCUCAAAAUAAAUAAAAACCGUGAAAUGCAAACUUAGAAUAUUGCACAAACCUGCAAUAAUUAAACAUAUUAAAUUAAACAAAUAUACUUUAUGUAUUUAAUCUCACUUUAUUAACCAAUGUCUUUGCUGCUGACCUUUCGAUAAUCCAAUUCUACUAUACUAUGCAAAACCGACUUUAGAUAAACAUUUGUUUUGAAGCACAGCUGAAAGGUUUGAGCUGCGCCCUCUACUGUUCAGGCAUGAAUUUGCAUUUCCUUCAGCCUGAGGCUUAAUCAGUUGAAUUUUGGUGUGAAAGGCCAAAAAUAAAACUUUUUUUGUUGUUAUUUAAAAAACAAACAAGCAAUCCCAGCCCAAGUGAGAAAAAGUAAUGCAAAAAGUAAUGUAAUGCAUUACUUUUCAUAAAAAAUAACUAAGUGAUGCAAUUAGUUCGCUUUUUAGGGAGUAACUCAAUAUUGUAAUGCAUUACUUUUAAAAGUAACUUUCCCCAACACUGAUUUUAACGCGUUAUUUUUUUUUUUCCCCCAUAAUGAAUCGCACAAAAUUAACACCUUUAAUCGAUAGCCCUAAUAAAACACAUUUUCAUGUUGUUUUUUUAUAUAUAUUUUAUUUUAUUAUUUUUAAAAUAACUAAAAAUUGAAGAAGAAAAAAAAACAGUUGGGAGUAACCCAAUACUGUAAUGCAUUACUUUUAAAACUAACUUUCCCCAACACUGAGCAUCACACGUAUGCUUCUCGCCAAAUGCAAUCCCAUAAUGCAGUGCAACAUGCUAAAUGGUGGGAAAAACCAACCUAGACCGCGAUUUGAAUGUUUCAAUCACCAGCAUUGUUGUAUUUCUAACUCAACAUCAUGAAAGAAGAUUUUCAUAAACUAAAACAUAUACUAAAACAAACUGAGAAAAAGCAAAUGAAAGUGUAUUUACUAAUUAAAAAUAACUUUAAAUAAAACUGUUAUUAUCAUGACUGUUAGUUUUUCAACGUUUUCUGACUCUAAAGCCUCAAAGUAGUUAUAAGGCCAUAUAAGCUAUUUCUAGAAAUAACAUGCAAGAGAAUUUUUGAUUAUAAUAAAUAUACUUUGAUUAGCAACAUACCAGUGUCCAAUCCUGUUUAAAUACAUUGCAAGUCAGGUCAAACGCUAUUCAAAUGAGAUACUGCCUAGGUAGUGAGUCACUUUUCAGAGUUCACUAGGUUUUGGGACAGUGGCCACUUUGACUCGCAAUUGUGAGCAGAUUUAUUGGCCGAAAUAUUGCAAAAGUAUCAGCCAAUUGGCCUGGCUGACAGAUCUGUCAGUAGUAUUCAUGAUAAAUUGCAAACAUACUACUUCACAAACACACACUCUCACACACUUUAAAAUGCGAGAGGGGGCCUGACCUGUUGGUCUGAUGUCUGUAUAGAUAGGAACUUAGAUGACCACAAGAGAGCCGAAACGCAGGAACCGGCCCCAGAGAUCGGCCCGAAUGCUGCUCUACGUUAUUUAUCAUUCAUAACAAGGCCAUCCGGCUGCUUCAACCUCAUAUUCUCUAAAUCUCUACAGUGAUUUAGUCUAAGGCCUUACUUUACCCUGCUAUCAGAUCUUGACAUAAAACUCGAUGUAUUAUAUGCGUUUACUAAAGUGCUGGAUUUUGCCGAGCUGUUAAUAUGCCAAUAUCAUGUUGUUUUGAUUAAUGUUGGUUUUUUUAUGUCGUCAUCAAUUUUUGGGUCUCAUUCAUGAAACCCAAGCAGAAUUGUCUGUCAAACCAUUUUUAGGUAAACUGUCCUAUCGAUGUUUUUUGUAGAAUAACCAAGUUUUACUUACUCAAAUGGUUUGUAAAAUCAUGCUUUAUGAUCAUUUGAGGGAAAUAGGCUUGGUCUAUAUAAGUUGUUUCACAAAUGCACCAAUUUACAUAGAAUUUCCCCUAAUUGUUUUAACUCGAUGCAUCGAAUUCCUCUAGAACGUUCAUAAUAAUGUUGCAUGAAAGAUUUAUGCCAGUUCUGCUUGUUUUAUAAAUGCGUCCCAUUCCAUGCGGUUCUGCGCUGCUCUCUUGUGGUCAUGAGCUGUAAAUACCACUCAUAGUGUUUCUGUACAUAUGUCUAAUGAAAAAGGAUAGGCUAAUACAGUUAAUCAGCAGAAAAGAAGCUUGGGAGAAAUAUGCAAAUCUGAUAUUUUCUUAUGUUUUGGUGUUUUUCUCUCUCAGAUGACAUAAUAAGCUUUUACAACCGUAUCUAUUCCUGAUGCUUUUAGGUGCGAAUUCCACAUUGAAUUUUAUUGUUAUAUUGAUUAUCAUGGCUUAGUUUUGUACGGAUUUUAAGACAUCAAACUGGACUCUGUUAUAUUUUUAUUUCUGCAAAUCAACGAGACAUCUCAAGCAGACUGUGUUCUGAUCUCAGACGACUCAAAACUGGUGCUUUAUUUUUGUUUUUGCUACAACCGCUGCCUCAAACCAGCCAACCUGACAUACACACACGUAACAGUCCGUUCAAAGGACUCGUCGAAGCUUUAACAUUACUGCGGGUGAAACGGGAAGAGGAGCUCGUCCAGGCGUUGGCUGCUAACGAAAGAGACUACGUCUGCUUUAUCUCAGCUGUAAACGAAAGACUUCUGAAGAGCUGGACGGUUCCUCGAGAGUAGGAGCAUCUGGAGGAACGAUGGCGAAACCGCCUUUUGGACGACAGACCGAAUUGCAGAUACACGUGUAUAUACCAGUUAUGAUAAGCUUUGGUUGGAUUAUACUAGUUUUAUUAGCCAAUGAUAGAGGGUUUUUGCAACCGCGAAUGCUCCUUUUCACCCCCGGAUCCAGACCGUCUCUGCCUCCAUAGCCUUUUUGCGAAACUCAAACGCAACUGGAUCACUUGCAUCCAAUCAACAAGGGAAAUAAGUCGUCUCUGUCCCGCUCUGGAUUUAGCAGGAGGCUUUGCCUUCAUCACCUCAACCAUGCUAAAAUAGAGAGGACCUCCAGCCACAAGAGUCCUGCCAGUUUUGGGUUUGCUUCAUUGGGUGUCAACGUAUGGACGUCUGAAUGGGGUAAAAUUGGGGUUUCUGUCACCCCGGUGUCCCUUCAUCAGUAUUUUCAUGAGGGGGAAGUUGUUGUGGAUGAGUAGGAGACCAUCUUCUGGACUGUCUAUGCACUUUGGAUCAGUUAAAGUCAGUCUCGGAGAUCCUGCGGAGGUUGUACCUUCUCUGUUGGAUGUUCUUGGCUGAAUUGAAGGCAACUGACCAACCUACAGCUCUAGUUGUUGGUAAAGCUCUUGGUUGGUCUCGUGCCACGCAGCUAGACUGAAGAAACCCAUGAAUCCCGUCAUCCCUGAGAAAUCCUGGAGCUCUUACAGUGGGUUUCUUGAGUCUAGCUGAAGGAAAACGUGUACGUACGUCGAAGCGGGUGAACGAAUCGUUGAUUGCUGAUUGUUUAAGGAAAACACAAACCACCAGGUGCCGUUGUUAACCAAAAUGAACUACCUCUCUCAUUCAUUCACACCAUUUCAAUGUUUGUUUGUUUUUCUUUUUUAAGAAACACUAAAUCCUUUACUUAUUUAUUCCUCUCUGUCUCAAAUGCUGGACUGUUUACCUCAAGACGUCUCCAUAAGCCUGUAGCUUAAACGUUGCUUUACUGCCUGUAAUUGCGUCCGUCAUUCGUACCUACGACAUCCCGACUCGUAAAUACGAACUUCCCAGUACGACCUGAACGCACCACC